AUGGAUCCAACAGGUGUUGCUGCAGCCGCCGAUGUCACUGGCACCGGUACUUCCCAACCCUGCGCGUGGGGUGACUUCUCUGUGACUUACACCCUUCCUCCCUCACAGAGGUCCGAAGAGUGGAUGAGAGAGAGGGCAGAUGAGCUCAAGGGGAAAGUGCGGCAGAUGUUCGUGGGCGGCACAACCAUGAGCACAGCUGACAUGUUGCGUUUGGUGGACACCCUUGAACGCCUUGGCAUAGACAAGCAUUUCCAGGAGGAGAUCGGCGUGGCGCUAAGCCGUAUCCACACUAGUGGUGAAGAGCAGGACAGCUCCAACGAUCUGCAUGUUGUCGCGCUCAAGUUCUGUCUGCUUAGACAACAUGGCUUCUGGGUAUCAACAGAUGUGUUUGACAAAUUCAGAGAUGACACGGGCAAUUUCAGCAAGGAUUUGGCAACCGAUCCCAUGGGACUGCUUAGCCUGUACAACGCGGCUCACAUGGCGGUCCCGGGUGAGGCAGCCCUAGACGAGAUCGCUGCUUUUGCUAGGCGCCACCUUGAGCUCGCAAAACCCAAGCUCAGGUCACCUAUGGCAGAGCAGGUGUCCCGCGCCUUGGAGAUCCCACGCCCUCGGUUCAUGCGGCGACUUGAGGCCAUGCACUACGUCACUGAGUACGAGCAAGAAGAGGCGCACAACACCGCAAUUCUCGAGCUGGCGAAGCUGGAAUUUAACAUACUCAGGUCUCUCCACCUCAAGGAGCUCAAGGAAAUCUCCUUGUGGUGGAGUGAUCUUUACAACGAUGUGAAGCUUACCUAUGCUCGGAAUCGCAUCGUGGAGACAUACUUGUACACCUGUGGAGUGUUCCAUGAGGAGGAGAACUCUCGCGCACGACUAAUGCUCGCCAAGGGGUUUGCACUUUUGAGCCUACUUGAUGACACCUACGAUACUCACGCCACCUUCAAGGAGUGCCAGAUAUUGACUGAAGCUAUACAAAGAUGGGAUGAAAGUUGUGCUCCUAUUCUACCAGAAUACCUGCGCAUGUUCUAUGUCAAAAUGCUGAGCAAUCUCAGUGAAUUUGAGGACAAUUUGGAACCAUGGGAGAAGUACCGCAUGACUUAUAUCAAAGAAAUGUUCAAAUUGCAGUCCAAAAAAUACCUUAAGGAGGCUGAAUGGUUCAGCAAAAACUAUACUCCAAGCUUCAAAGAGCAUGUAGAUGUGUCCGUUAUAUCGACAGGUGUGCCGAUGCUGUUCCUGGUGGCGCUCAUGGGUGCAGGUAAACUGGCAACCAAAGAAGCGUUCGACUGGGCGCUCCACAUACCUGACAUGGUGCGUGGGUGUGCAGAGACCGGCCGCUUCCUCAAUGACAUUUCUUCUUAUUUCAAGCCAAGGAGUAGCAAGAUGGAUGCGGCUAGCUCAUUUGAGUGCUACAUGAAGGAACAUAGCAUGACGCCAAGCGAUGCAGUGGCGGCAUUUGCCACAAUGGUGGAGCACGCAUGGAGGAGGAUCAACCAGGGGUGUAUGGAGUUGGACCGCGGAAUACUACCAGCGGCGCAGCUAGCGGUGAACAUGACAAGAAUGAACGAGGUGUUGUACCUUCAUGGCAGGGACGCCUACACCUCCAGUGAUUUCCUCAGGGAAACUGCUGCUUCCUUGUUCCUGAAGGAUUUUCCUAUUUAA
Molecule: messenger RNA, 1656 nt
Organism: Miscanthus lutarioriparius
Lineage: Eukaryota; Viridiplantae; Streptophyta; Magnoliopsida; Poales; Poaceae
Source: the annotation of a GenBank genome assembly